Pterocles gutturalis (yellow-throated sandgrouse) is the source of this 638-nucleotide messenger RNA. RefSeq names its product ubiquitin-conjugating enzyme E2, J1 (gene UBE2J1). The transcript is spliced from 4 exons. NCBI's taxonomy places the organism in Eukaryota, Metazoa, Chordata, Aves, Pterocliformes, Pteroclidae. The record is from RefSeq and is a predicted model, not a curated record. The annotation marks the transcript as partial.
UAAGAACAGCUUUACUAGCAAUCAUUGGAUUUAUGCCAACCAAAGGUGAAGGAGCAAUAGGAUCUCUAGAUUAUACACCAGAAGAAAGAAGAGCUCUUGCAAAGAAGUCACAAGACUUCUGUUGUGAAAUGUGUGGAACAUCUAUGAAGACAGCCCUCUUACCACUAACAUCCAGAAGUGUGUCAAGCCAGGCGGACAAGGAGGCUAAAGAACUUGCCAAACAAAUUAGCUUCAAGGCAGAAGUCAAUUCAUCCAGGAAGUCUGAUGCUGGACCCUCAAACACAUCAGGAUUGAACCACCCUGCUACUUCAAGUGAGCCCCAGCAGGACAGUGCAGCUAGAGCAUUCCAGGAUCCAGCAAGUGCAACGUCUGAAACUCCAAAUAGCAGUGCAGCGGCCAGCCCAGAGCGUACCCCGCCUGUGUCCACUAACACGUCUAUGAGUCCUCGUCAGCGCCGUGCCCAGCAGCAGAAUCAGAGACGGCCUCCAUCAUCAACCGACUUUAACCGGGUACAGCAACCAAGAGUCAACAUGAACCACACUGGAUCAACUGUUCUGAUUGUCCUUCUGACUUUUGCAUUGGCAGCUCUUAUAUUUCGUAGAAUAUGUUUGGCUAAUGAGUAUGUAUUUGAGUUAUAA